AAACCAGUUCUCCAAACAUUGAAAGUCAUGGCGGCUUCCAUUGAGAGUUUACUCGCAGAAAUCUCCGGUGUUGACGAUCCAAUUGAAGAGUUACAGAUUUUAAAAACAGCUUUAUUAUCGAUCCCUCUCAGCGCGUUGAGAGACUCGCUGAGCGGACAACGUUUCAAUGUGAUAUUCUCUCUGUUACACUCAAAUGAAAGGGAGCAGGUGGAGCUGUGUGUGGAGAUCCUUGAACGCAUCUUAUUGGCCCUUAGUCCUGUUUCCUUGGCCCAGAACUACAGAGUGGAGCUGCAGGGGGGUCUGACCCAUCCUAAUGAAACGGUUAAGAUACUGGCCCUGACACAGAUUGGUAGAAUUUUGGAGCACCCGGAUGCUGCCACUGAAAUCCUCGACAACCAUGACAUUCUUGGAUCAGUGAUCAACUGCGUUGGAGAGGAGAAGAUGGCUGUGGCGAAGCAGGCCAUCAGGUCCCUGUCCAAACUGAGUCACUCCAAGUCCGGGUUAGACAAGUUGUUCCAGAGCGACCUGCUGAAAGUUGUGAAGGAUGUGAUGGCCACAAGUGACAUAGUCCGGUACCGGAUAUAUGAGCUUGUGGUGGAAAUUUCGUCAGUAUCUCCCAUUUCUCUGGGUUACUGCGCCAACAGCAGGUUCAUUUCUCAACUAAUCGGAGAAUUGACUGGAGACGAUGUAUUGAUCAGAGCCACAGCCAUUGAGAUGGUCACUGCCUUAGCUCAAAGUCAGCAUGGCCGUCAGUAUUUGACCCAGCAGGGUAUAAUGGACAAGAUUUCCAACAUGAUCAGAGGAGCAGAGACUGACCCUUUAUCCUCCCUCUACCUUCCUGGUUUGGUGAAGUUCUUUGGAAACCUUGCCAUUAUGGAGAGCCCACAGCAAGUUUGUGAAACCUACCCGGCCUUUCAGAACAAGGUGUUUGAGAUGGCUCUGGAUCGGGACCCGGCAAUGAUCGGUGUGGCUCUGGACACUUUAGGGCUACUCGGAUCUACUGUGGAGGGCAAGCAGGUUCUACAAAAAGCAGGAGAAACGUUCAAGGCUGUCUUGGCAAGAAUGAGCCAGCUUGCCAGCGCUGGAGCCACUGAGCUCAGGGUGCGCAGCUUGGAUGCUAUAUCACAACUUCUAACACUUCAGCCGGAAGAGCAGACGGACGACCUCUUGGCCCUCACGGAGUCCUGGUUCCACCUUUUGUCUAACCAGCCCAUGGACAUGAUCCGCAACAUCAGCACUCAGCCGUUCCCUGAGCUGCACUGUGGCGCUCUGCGGAUAUUCACCGCCAUUGCCACGCAGCUGUGGGGUCAGAAGCUAAUGAUCAGCACUCCAAGUUUCAUGGAGUUCAUUUUGGACCGUUCAACGGGUCAGGCAAAGGACGCCAAAGAUGCUAAGUUUGAGCUGGUGGGGUCACUGGUCAGUUCAUCAACAGCCGUGGAGAUACUGGGCAGCCAGUAUUACAUCCGUCUGAAGACCUUCCUCAGAGAGGGACCGUACCACGUUUCAGCUGUGCCGUCUGUCAGCACAGAUGGAGCAGACUAAUUCAAACAAAGUUCAUGGGUCUAGUUGCUUUAAGAGUCUUUACCAAUUACUUUAAGCACUGACUUUUACAGAGAUUUACAUAAUGUUUACUAUCCAGGCACUUCUACACAUCAUAAAGCACUCGCCAAAUCCUUCAAACAAUUUUUUUUGUGUAAACAAUACUUUUAUUUACCAAAUGGAAUGAUUUUUUUAUUAAAGAGGAUGGAGUCUGGCGAUAUGUGUGUUUGUUUAGUUUUUGUAUUUGGCCCAUGAGUUGCAAAGUGUUGCACCUGAAAUGUGACGUGCAGUUUCAAACACCUUGAAUGUUUUCAAAACAGAGACUCUAUAUGAGGAUCACGACGUUGCCAUCGUGGUGUCACCCAGAGGUUCGUGGACUGCUGUCCGCCAUCUUGGAUUGCGACCGUUGCCAUGUUGUUUUUUGUAACUGAUGAAAUAAAGACAUCUCACUUGUAA
Molecule: messenger RNA, 1995 nt
Organism: Gasterosteus aculeatus aculeatus (three-spined stickleback)
Lineage: Eukaryota; Metazoa; Chordata; Actinopteri; Perciformes; Gasterosteidae
Gene: psmd5
Product: proteasome 26S subunit, non-ATPase 5
Biological process (GO): proteasome assembly
Cellular component (GO): cytosol
Source: RefSeq, a predicted model, not a curated record